AUGUCUGACCUUGACACCGUCUCGGCCUUUGUCGAGGGCGCUCCUCCAGGAGAGCUCGCAGACGUCGUCGCAGACAUCAAGGCCCUUACCAUCUCCUCCCCCGACAUCCUCGACGACCUCGUGCCCGCCUUCCAGAAGUACAACGAGGAGCAGCUCGUGACGGUGAAGCUGCCGGGCAGCAGUCAGCCAGUUAUCAUCAGCUCCUACAACUCCCUCGGAGACGGCCGAUACUUCGAUGUCGAAAGCUCAUCCAGCUUCGUCUUCAACCACACAACACAGAAAGCUAGUGCUGUGCAAAGCUAUGUCUUAGAGGGCGCACAGGCGGACCUGGUAAAAUCUACGCUCAAGAGCCUCGGCGCUUACGUUCAGGAGCACUUCGCCAACGCGGCAUACGGCGUCUAUCCCAUCGAGUCCGACUCCAAGGUUGCUGCCGUCAUCGUCGGAAACAAAUACAGCCCCAACAACUUCUGGAAUGGUCGCUGGAGAUCCCUGUACACCUUCGACCCCUCAUCUGGAAGUCUCGAGGGCUCCAUCAAGGUUGACGUUCACUACUAUGAGGACGGCAACGUGCGGCUGCUGACCAACAAGCCCGUCGCCGCCUCGAUCCCUUCCGGCACCGGCGCUGGCAUCAUCAAGGAGAUCUCGACGUCGGAGAAGAAGUACCAGGAGGAGCUGAACCGGGGCUUCGUGAACCUUAGCGAGGGCGCGUUCAAGGGCCUGCGACGACAGCUGCCCGUCACGCGACAGAAGAUUGAGUGGGAUCGGGUGACGAGCUACCGGCUGGGCCAGGACAUUGGAGGUGGAAGCUCGAGGCGAUAG
This is a messenger RNA of Ilyonectria robusta, 819 nucleotides long. RefSeq names its product F-actin-capping protein subunit alpha. Gene Ontology annotation, biological process: barbed-end actin filament capping; actin cytoskeleton organization. The record is from RefSeq and is a predicted model, not a curated record. The transcript has 7 exons. NCBI's taxonomy places the organism in Eukaryota, Fungi, Ascomycota, Sordariomycetes, Hypocreales, Nectriaceae. Gene Ontology annotation, molecular function: actin filament binding. Gene Ontology annotation, cellular component: actin cortical patch; F-actin capping protein complex. Bases 1 to 819 code for a protein of 272 amino acids.